AUGAACACCAACCUCUGCUCCACAUCCUCCACCACAUCAGAUUCCUGCUCAUCCGACUCCUCCUCCGGCGGCCGAUCCGGCCGCCCCGGGUCAACCCGGAUCAAGGGCCCAUGGAGCGCGGAGGAGGACCGGGUCCUGACCCGGCUCGUCGACCGCCACGGCGCCAGGAACUGGUCCCUCAUCAGCCGCCACAUCGACGGCCGAUCGGGAAAAUCCUGCCGCCUGCGGUGGUGUAAUCAGCUCAGCCCCACCGUCCAGCACCGCCCCUUCUCCCCGGAGGAAGAUCAAACCAUCCUCGCCGCCCACGCACGGUAUGGAAAUCGCUGGGCCACCAUUGCCCGGCUGCUCCCCGGCCGGACCGACAAUGCCGUCAAGAACCACUGGAAUUCCACUCUCAAGCGCCGCGCCGCCAGCAGAGGAGCCGGGGCUUCCGGGGAGGGGAUUUUUCAUCAGCGGGCGGCGUCGGACGGGAAUUACAAUCAGGAGUAUUGUUGGAAUUACGGCGAUGCGGAGAUGGCGGGGCCGCCGGCGGCGGUAAAGGAGGAGGAGGAAGAGGAGGCGUUGACCGCGCUGACUUUGGCGCCGCCCGGGAUGGGGAGCGGCGGCGGCGGGGAACAGGGGAUGGUGAUGGGCAAUGCGGUGGUGGAGGAGAGGAGGGCGGAGAGCUUGCCGGCUGGGUUUUGGGACGUGAUGAGGAACGUGAUUGCGAAGGAGGUGAGGGAGUAUGUGAAUUCUACGGUGACGGACAGCCCGACGUCCGCCGCCGCCGCCGCUAGUUUUUUCCGUUGA
Molecule: messenger RNA, 789 nt
Organism: Linum tenue
Lineage: Eukaryota; Viridiplantae; Streptophyta; Magnoliopsida; Malpighiales; Linaceae
Source: the annotation of a GenBank genome assembly